UUGCGUGUGAUUGCAGUACAUGAGAGUAGUGGGAAUCAAAAUAUUUUGACUAGCCUGUGCAAAUGCAUUAUAAGCCUGGUGUUUUUCUAUUUCGUCAUUCAUCAGUGCAGUUUAUUGUUAUGUCGCGUAAGCGUAAGAGCUUUACAUGAGAAAAAUAUGUUGUGAAUUGUUAAAUUGAUCAUUCCGUCGAGCUCAAUGUUAGUGAAAACGAUAAUGAGUGCUCAAUACUAACAUUUUCAAGUAAUUUACGAGUGUGAAAGUUAAAUUUAUAUCGGGCAAUCAAUAAAACAAACCUUGUGAAAACGAAAGCGAAGGUGCAUAUAAUCAUGGUGGACACCUAACCUAAGGAAAAACAUCCUUUUUAGGUUUCUUUUGUAACGUUUUCGAGGAGAAGUAUGUGCAUUUCUAAACUACACGGCUUCUGUUCCCAGUGGCGAAGCUGGAUCCGGCCUCUGUUGAUUGUGACGUACGUGCUAUUUGUCAUAAUCGUUGUCCCGUUGCUGAUCAUCAACUCGGUUAAGGAUGGCUUCACUCGCAAAGAUCAGCUCAUUCUCAUCGGCGGACUUUUUGUCAUUUCGGCAUUGCCAAUCUCAAUCUGGCAAAUUACACAACACAUCGUGCAUUUUACGAAGCCAAUUUUGCAGAAACACAUUAUCAGAAUACUUUGGAUGGUGCCUAUUUAUGCUUUGAAUGCGUGGCUGUGCUUGAUCUUUCCGGAACAUUCAAUUUACAUGGACAGUAUUCGAGAGUGCUAUGAAGCGUACGUAAUAUACAACUUUAUGAAAUAUCUGCUGAACUACCUGAACCUGGAGAUGGAUCUGGAGCGCACGCUGGAGUACAAGGAUCCGGUGAAGCAUUUCUUUCCCUUAUGCUGUUUGACUCCAUGGCCGCCGGGACGGGAAUUUGUACACAACUGCAAACAUGGCAUCUUACAGUACACCGUGGUACGACCAAUAACAACCUUUGUGGCUUACAUUUGCGAGGUUAACGGUGUCUACGGGGAAGGACUGUUCGAAACAGAUGUGGCAUUUCUGUACAUAGUUUUCAUCAACAAUUGUUCUCAAUUUAUCGCCAUGUACUGCCUGAUGCUGUUCUACAAGGCUAACAAGGACGAGUUGAAACCGAUGCAACCUAUCUGCAAAUUUCUUUGCAUUAAAACAGUGAUAUUCUUCUCGUUUUUCCAAGGGGUGAUCAUCUACAUGUUAGUGUAUUUCGGAUUCAUCACCGAUAUUUUUGGUUCGGAAAAAUCCGAUGAUCCCAAGCUACUAUCCUCAAAGUUGCAAAAUUUUCUGAUUUGUAUUGAGAUGUUCUUGGCAGCUCUGGCUCAUCACUACAGUUUUUCUCAUCAACCAUACGAAAUGAAUAUUCCAUUCCAUAGCAUGAGUAGUGGUUUCGGUAGUAGUAUAAAUGGAAAUAGCAAUACAUCGUGGUACAGUGCGUUGCUGAACAUGCUGGACAUGUCGGAUGUUCAUCAGGACGUCAGUGAACAUUUUGGUGUGAUGGGAAGCUCGUUGAGCCGGCGGUUACGGGGUAGAACAACUUAUCAAACCCCCCGAGGAGGCAGUGGACUGUGUGACAUCGGGGGAGGCUCGGAACGUGAGUACUUGGUACCGACAAUGGGUGGUAAUGCCUCGAGUAGUUCUAGUGCAGGUCACUGUUAUCAAAGCGGAAUUAAUCAGUUGAGCAGUCAGAUGUACUCAAACGUUCCUAAGUCAUCGCAAUACCGCUACGGAACGCUGGACAGUGGUAUUAGCAUAGUAAAACCAAAGAUGGAUAAACUCGUGGAGACACCCCACGAAGGGGCUCCCAAAGCCACCAGCAAUUUCAGUCAGUAUCAAAAAAAUUUCAUGCUGACAAGCGCGUCAAGCAAUGACAAUUUGAACUCUAUUAAAAGUGAAGUCACCACUUCCAGCGGUUCCAAUCAGAAAACUGUUGCCAAUACUGCCAGUGAGCGAUCAUCGGUAAACACGACGAACAAUACGGCAUCCACGUCGGAAUCCAAUCUAAGGAAAUCGGAGAGCAACAACAGCGAUUGGCUGAGCACACCUGACGAAGAUCUGGGAAUUGACGUGAAAGGACUGGGCAACGAUCGGAUCAACUAUCAACCGGAUCGGCGAGCGUGAAUAUAUCAAAUUUAGGUAAAUUUUAUACUAGUGAUUCCUACAUGUAAUAACACUGCGAUCAAGUAACUCAUUUCUACGAAUUAGCAUAAUUUAUCAGCGAAUGCCAAAUGAUGGUGAAAAAGUAUAGUUUACAAAUUUUAGUCAAUAUUUAUAAUAUAUUUAGUUUUGCUGCAGGUUACUGUAAAUAAACGAAAAGUAGAUGUCGGUUGAUUUACCUGUAUUGUAUCUAACUAAUUAGGAUAACAGUUUUCUUAGGAUUCGUUUGCAUAAUUUUCAAUUAGACUGUUACAAUCACAAUAAAUGAAGCUAGUAAUGAAGUACUGCCAUCGAUUUUGGUUGUGUCAAUUGAAAGUAUCAGCUAUUUAUCCUAAAAUAAUAGAAUAAAUCGACGUUGCUUGCAUCUUUAUUGGAAAUCCAGAUAAAGGCACGAAGAAAAAAAUCAUCUAGUAGAGACACUUCUGUAACGAUUUUCAAAGUGUUAUCAGAUACUGUGACACAAAAAAAUGCUAGAUGUUUAUGUAUAGGUGUGCAAUUGUAUCAAAAAGAUCUCUGCUACAUUAACUUAAACACAAUAUUUACUUUACACUAUGGAUUUAUUUUCCUCUUGAAUGCAUUGCGUUAUCGGUAUUCAUGUCACCAUAAGUCAACAGUACUAGCCACAAGCCCAGAUACAUUACAUUGUAUUGGCCGAAAACUGUUGGAGGUUAAAAAUAGUGACCGAAAUACAAAUAAGUAUACGUACAUUGAUGGAGUGGAAUAAAAGGGAAACAAAUCCCUAGUGUUUAAUAAAUACAUUCUGGAAAAAAACGAACAAAAGUUAAAUUGGAAUCUAAAAGCAGGUAGUCCAAGUGAAAGGCACCCUACUCAAAAUUCAAUGCCGUGAUACUUAUUUACGCCUAAUGUAUAACAUUAUAUUGUUCAUCACGAAAUUUGACAGAUCAAUUUUUGUGAUUGGCAAAUGCAAAUAUGUAGCAUUGUCUCAUAUGGACGGAAUAAAAAUGGAAAUCUCAAGAAACUUCGACAGCUACUGUUAAGAACGAUUAUUUUACACAGUGCAUUAACGAGAUAUUUAUAUUUAACCUAUAGCUGAAAAAACCUCACGAAAACUAUAAGAAAUUUUAAAUAUUUUCAUGAUUUCCUCAAAUCUGGAUUUUUGUUAGAUGACGGGUUAAAAGCAAGCUCGAUCUAGUUAAAAGAAAAGAAAAAGACGUAUCCUGAAAAGAUAUCGUGAAUGGGGUCAACAAAUCGCUAAAUAUAUUUAUUUUUUCCCAAGAUUGAUUUGAUAACAAAUUUUAAAGAAACGGUCGCUUUAUCGAAUUUGGUACAUAUAUCUAUUACAGAAUGGCUGCUUGGAAUAUAUGUAGAACGAAUAAUAAAAAACUA
Molecule: messenger RNA, 3506 nt
Organism: Malaya genurostris
Lineage: Eukaryota; Metazoa; Arthropoda; Insecta; Diptera; Culicidae
Product: transmembrane protein 184C
Exons: 5
Coding region: 396-2123 (575 amino acids)
Biological process (GO): transport
Molecular function (GO): transporter activity
Source: RefSeq, a predicted model, not a curated record